GGAGCGAGACAGUGACCGCCACCGCGCCAGGCGGCGUUCAGAGAGCGAGGAGCAGCGACGGCGGCGGCACGGGACGGGCAGAGGACGGUCGGGUAGCAAGGAGGUGGCGAAGAAGGGCAGAGGGCGCAGGCGUUCACGAUCCCGGGCGUCGUCGUCCUCCUCCUCCUCUAGCGUGUCGCGAAGAGCCGAUGCUGGCCGGCGACGCUUUGAGGCAGUAGAUGUGCGGGAGCUGCUACAGCCUGAGAUGCCGGCAAACGCCGGGGGAAUGGUGCCGCAGUUGCCUGCCGAGAUGAUCAUGGCGCUCAUUCAACAGCAACAGCAACAGCAACAGCAACAGCAGAUGCUGAUUUCGCAGCAGGACACAUUGACGGCUGCGAGGGACGCCAUGCUUUCUACACCGGAUCCCACAGCUGUACCGGAGCCAGCGCCGGUGGCAGCACCCCCAGCCAACGGUGACACCACCAACGAAGCUCAGCAGCAGCAGCAGCAGCCUCAAGAAGAAGGAGAAAAAGUCGAAGUGGGGGAGGCGAACGAGCAGCCUAUCGCCAAGCCCGCAGUUCCAGCGAGGGUGUUACCGUCUGUGGCGGACUUUGUGCCGGUUAUUCCAAAGAGCUUAUUGAGCCUUCUCAGCGCUCCGGGGACCGCCACUAGUGACGGUGGUGGUCAAGGUGGUGGCGGUGCGCCGGGAACAGGCGGCGGUGGCGAUGCCGACGAUGGGCAACAAGGGACACUGACGACGACUGCAGGGGCCCUGGCGGUUCUUCAGGCGCCGAAGCUUUCACCAGAGGCAGAGCGACGUGCUCGAGAGGCACGUCGGGCACACAUCUCUUGUUUUCCUCAACGCACCUCCCGACAGGAGUUGCUGGACUACUUUACCACCAUUAUUCCUAUGGUGCGUCGUGUGAAGGUGCAGAGGGAGAUGGAUCAGUUUACUGAGAAAUUGCGCGAGGAGGGAGGUCCGGAGGCGGAUAUUGAGCGACGUGAAAUCCCACCAGACGCCAUCGUGGACGUGGAUCGCGUAAUUGACAUUGCGGUAAACAGUGCCAAGUCGAAACCGUUUGCCUUUCUCGAGGUCAACCUGGCGGAUCUCGUGACGGAGUUGGUGGAGGAGUCGCAGCGUGAUCCAGACCGGUUUACUUUCAUUGCGGCCGACGGACAGUCGUACCCCAUCACAAUUCGUCGCCCACGCGACUACCAGGCCUUGCCGGGUGUCGACAACCGCAAGGUUGUCAUGCUUGGGUUCCCAUCCACCCUUUCAAUGCCCAAGUUGCGACUGGUUUUCGAGAACUUUGGACCGCUUCUUGCGUUUGACGUUAAGGCAGGAAUAGCCUACGGUGAAUUUGAAAAGGAGUCGGAUGCUGUCGACUUCGUUGGCGAGCUUCACGGCCAAACGCUGGGAAACAGAGUGGUGGUGCUGAUGCCCUUGUUCGACUGGUUGAAGGUGGUCUGCACGCACGCCGACAUCGAUGUCGCACUUGACCCGGAUGACCCCGUCUCGGGUGCGUCCCUCUUGGCCAAGGAUGGCCAGAUAGCCGGCGCACUGGUGCCAGUGCUCGCCGAGGACUUGGAAAAGACGGAGGAACCGGUGAACCACAUGAAGGAAUUGGUGGAAUUCGCCGUGCAGUUGCCGGACGUCGUGCUGCACUUUGCCAAGACGUUUCCGCACCUUGCAACGCUGUACGGAAGCACCGUUCCUAUUUUUCCCACUCGUGUGUUAGUGCUGCUGAACUUGUUCGAUGAGGAGGAGCUUGUGCUGGACGACACGUAUGAGCGACUUGUGGAGGAAAUCGCCGGCGAGGUGGAGAAGUACGGUCGCGUGAAGACGCUCAUCGUCCCGCGUCGUGCCCCGCCACCGAUCCCACCCAGGCCGCCGAAGAAUUACUUUGGAUCCCGCAUGAAAGGAACGAAAAAGGGUGGCGCCGGGGGUGGCCGCGACCGUCGCCACCAACUCACUCAGGGCUCUGGUGGGACGCCAUCAGCGGCGUCCAACGCCCCCCGUGACGGUGCCCCACCGGCUACGGCAGAAAAUGAGGAGGGUGAUGCAAGCGGCAAGAACGAUUUCGACAAGGACGACCUCGAUGAGGAGGCGCAGUACGAGCAGGCCAAAGUAGAGUACCUUAGAGCACGCGAGGAGUACACUGAAAGACUUAUGCACCCCAUUCACGGCGGGUUCGGUCGUGUAUUUGUUGAAUAUGAAUCUGUUGAUGAGGCAGCAGAGGCACAACGCGCGAUUGCCGGUCGUCUGUUUGGUGGUCGCACAGUUGUGACGUCAUUUAUGUACGAAGACGUGUUGCACCCGCCAACCGCGGAGGAGAUGGAGGAGGCGGCGGACAGGAAGCUGCAGCUGUACCUGGAGUCUAUGGGCGCUGGCGAUGACGACGAAGAGGCGCAAACGGAAAAGGUGGAAGCGGACAAUGACACACCGGGAGACACGGGAGCCGCGCAGGCGGGAAAUGACGUGGAUGGGGCGGAGGCGACGAGCUAA
Trypanosoma conorhini is the source of this 2485-nucleotide messenger RNA. RefSeq names its product U2AF65-like splicing factor. The transcript has a single exon. Gene Ontology annotation, cellular component: commitment complex; U2-type prespliceosome; nuclear speck. NCBI's taxonomy places the organism in Eukaryota, Euglenozoa, Kinetoplastea, Trypanosomatida, Trypanosomatidae. Gene Ontology annotation, molecular function: poly-pyrimidine tract binding; pre-mRNA 3'-splice site binding. The annotation marks the transcript as partial. The record is from RefSeq and is a predicted model, not a curated record.